Pneumocystis carinii B80 is the source of this 261-nucleotide messenger RNA. RefSeq names its product ribosomal protein L33. Bases 45 to 215 code for a protein of 56 amino acids. Gene Ontology annotation, biological process: translation. The record is from RefSeq and is a predicted model, not a curated record. The transcript is spliced from 3 exons. NCBI's taxonomy places the organism in Eukaryota, Fungi, Ascomycota, Pneumocystomycetes, Pneumocystales, Pneumocystaceae. Gene Ontology annotation, cellular component: mitochondrion; ribosome. Gene Ontology annotation, molecular function: structural constituent of ribosome.
UGAAUUUUAAUUUUUAAACCGUCAAUUUUAAAGUUAUCAGAAUUAUGGCAAAAAAACCAAAAUCCAGAACUAUUCUUGUAAAACUAUUAUCUACUGCUGGCACUGGUUGGUUUUAUACAGCAAGUCGUCCUCGAUUAUCACCAAAAUUAUCUUGUAUUAAGUUCGAUCCUAGAGUAAAUAAAAGAGUACUUUUUGAAGAAGCUAAAAUCAAGUAAUUGAACUUUCUAUGAAAGCAUUUUAUAUGAUUUAUAGCUUUAUAUG